CUGAGUAGGUCCCUAAGGAGAUGACAAUACUGCAUGAUCUGCAUGCGUUUACACGCGGACAUGUCUGGCCGAGGCUAAAUGGCAUACACCGCUUACUUUAUACUCAACACUUUUCAGGUGCAAGUGCACGUCCCCGGCCUAGUGCUACCAAUGCAGCCAAACUGUAUAUGACGUUUAAUAACUUCCACAGGAAUAUCGUUGACUUCUGAAAUAGAUAAGGGAGAAAUGCACUAAACGUGUGGUCGAUGUCGAACUCAUCAUUGUCUUUACGUGACGACAAGGAGGUCGAUUAGGUCUUUAACUUGGCCUUCGAUAAGGUCGAUGACCAUGGAUCUAUUUCGGAGUAGGCAGCUCAUGCCCAAGCUUUUGGUGGUGAUAUCGGGUUUGAUCUUCUUGUAUUGUGUGUUCGUGUUGAAACCGGCACCAAGAACUCGACCGCCAACCACAGGAGAACCCGUGGAUUGGCAGCAUCUACCCCCUAAGCCUCAGUUCCCAAAACACGAACCCAUCCCGCUCCCUUCUCCCACACCAGUCUCCCCCGGAAUGAUCAACCGUUUCAACCAGGGCCUCGACCCGGCGCUCUUCACGACAAACCGGACCAUCGAUGACGAGCAUACGCGGGACCGGUUGUACCGCCAGCUCCAGAUCGUGACCGCGUUCUCUCAGAACCAUUACAAGGAGGCGUUGGGUCUGAUUGGGACGGUCCAGAAAGAGAUGCCGGAUAAAAAGCUCUUGAUUUACGAUCUAGGGAUUGAUCCAGAUACAAGAUUCAAGGUUAAGAAGCUGUGUCAUGUUGAGUUGAGGAGUUUUCCUUUCGAUGAGUACCCACCACAUGUCAAGGAUCUGCACACAUACGCCUGGAAAGUCAUCAUCAUAAAUACGACUCUGCACGAAUUCGGUUCUAUAUUCUGGGCGGACUCUUCUAUUCGCUUCAAGACAUCGUUACGUCAUCUCAUCCCCUACGUCACACGUCACCAUGGAUACAUGACACAUUUUCACUCAUUCGAUCCCCGUGGAACCCAAGACACGCCAAAGGGCCACAUUUAUUACUUCACCUAUCCAAAAAUGUUUCUCGCUCUAGGAAUCAAACGAACUGACUAUUUUGCGUCACGGAAUGUUCCCCCGCAUGCGUCAGCGAACAGACAAAUCUUUAUCGGGAAUCCCCUUUUGCAGACAAAGUUGGUUGACCCUUAUUGCGAUGCGCUUAUGAUGGUCAAUAAUACGUUCUUCAAGACGAUGCUAAGAUAG
Messenger RNA from Strongylocentrotus purpuratus (purple sea urchin), 1248 nucleotides. RefSeq lists its product as uncharacterized. The record is from RefSeq and is a predicted model, not a curated record. Lineage: Eukaryota; Metazoa; Echinodermata; Echinoidea; Camarodonta; Strongylocentrotidae. Bases 322 to 1248 code for a protein of 308 amino acids. The transcript has 5 exons.